AAUCGUAUGAUUGCUGACUUCAGUCAGACACGAACCUUCGAUCUAAGCUGCUUCGAGUGAAAAAAAAAAAAAUUAAACAAAAAACACCAACAUGGCCGAUCGGGAUUUUCAAGAAAAGCUUCAGCAGUUAAGAUGUAAGGUCAAACAAGGGUGUCUUUUCCACUGCCAGAAAGAAAUGGAGAAACGAGCUCGUGCUGAACUUGAGCGUAAAAAGGCCACACUGAUUGAUAAGAAGACCAAAUAUUUACUUUUGAAGCUGCAGAAUGAUCUGCUCGAUGUCGAGCUAGAUCUAAAGGGCAGACUUAGAGCCAAGGAAAGUGCCCGGGGGGCGCAUUACUGGAGCAAAAUCGAAAAGGAGGUGGAUGACAAGAUCAAAAGAAUGGAUGGUGCACUUAGUGAAUUGGAUGCUGAAAAACGAGACGAAAGUAACAUGAUCGUGAAUUUCUUUAAUUGGGUUAAAGAUAUCCCGAAAAAUUUCAGCGACGAAGUGUUGAGCCAAAAAGUGGUCGACCUUCAGCAGAAGGGGGAAGAGACGAAAAAGUGCAUUCAGGAACUUGAAAAACAGAAGGAAGAAGUACGUGCAGAAACGGCGGCAGAAUUAGCGAUAAAGCAAGAGCGAAAUGACACUUUGGAUGCCUUUUCCAAAGACGUGAAGACUGCCAUCGUCCAAAUUGAGGCCGAAUUACGCCGUCGCAAAGUACAGAAAUAAAAUGUCGCAUACCGCGACCACAUCCAUUCAUAUAACCAGCUCCGAGACGAAUUUAUUAUUUUCUGUUUUGAUUUUUUUGUGAUAUUUGAAGGUUUCUUUUGUUAAAAAUUUUAUUUUCCGACAAGUUUGAAUUGUUCCAGGUUCAGUGGACAUACAGUUACCAAAAAUAAACUGUUUUCGAAAUGUCCUAA
Bradysia coprophila is the source of this 900-nucleotide messenger RNA. RefSeq lists its product as uncharacterized. The record is from RefSeq and is a predicted model, not a curated record. Lineage: Eukaryota; Metazoa; Arthropoda; Insecta; Diptera; Sciaridae.